AUGCAAAAAAUCACGUCACAUCUUCCUUCCUGGAACACGACGAAAAGUCAGAGUAAAAAGGGCUUUGACAAGGCCUACAAAGUCGUCGACAAGCUAGGCGCGCCAAUCAACCGCUUAUCCAACCGCAUCGGCAGCGAGGCCUUUUGGCCGACAACUCUCGACAAGGAGAGCGACAAGGCCGCCAGAAUUUUAAAAUCCUUUUGCAAGGAUGGCUUCUACACCGAGCAAGACGACGACGCCGCCAUCCCUGGCGACGGCCCGAAGCAGAAGCAGCGCGUGCUCAAAAAGAUUCCCCAGAGUGUCAUCGCCAACGCUGUCGGCCUCGCCAUCUUCACCACCAUGCGCACCGGCCUCUGGGUCUCCGGCGCCGGCGGCUCCGGCGUGCUCGUCGCGCGGCAGGAGGAGCACGACGGCGCGUGGUCGCCGCCCUCGGGCAUCAUGCUGCACACGGCCGGCCUCGGCUUCCUCGUCGGCGUCGACAUUUACGACUGCGUGCUCGUCAUCAACACGCGCGCCGCGCUCGCAGCCUUUACCAAGAUUCGCGCCACCAUUGGCGGCGAGGUGAGCGCCGUCGCCGGACCCGUCGGCGUCGGCGGCGUGCUGGAGAAUGACGGCCGCUGGAAGCAGGCGAACCGGCCCGUGUUUACCUAUCUAAAAUCGAGAGGCUUCUACGCGGGCGUGCAGGUGGACGGCACCGUCGUGAUUGAGCGCUCCGACGAGAAUGCGCGUUUUUAUAAUCAGACGGGCAUUGCGGCCGCGGACAUUUUGGCGGGCAAGGUGCGGAGACCGCCGCGGGAGACGCGCAAGCUCAUGGAGACGCUCAAGGCGGCCGAGGGUCGCGUGGACGUGGACGACGACAUCAUGGAGCAGCUCGAGCAUGAGCUUGCGCCGGGGGAUGUCCAAGUCACCUCGCCCAACGCCACUGCAACAACGUUUGGAUUUCCCGAGGAGGACGAUCCGGACCCCUACGGCGUGGCGGCGCUCGAAAAGGAAGGCCUCGGGAUCGUCGAGGCCGGCUCGCACGCCAGAGUGUCCAGCGACGAGUUUACGUUUCGCCCGCGCAGCGGAUACCGGUCUCGCGCCAACACGGCCUCCUCGACGCCCACGCACCGGACGAGUUUUGGCGCCGCGGCGCUCGCUCAGAACCCGCGCUGGAGCCACGACAGCGUCGCCACGACAACGUCGGAUGCCGCCACGCAGACGGAAAUUGAUCAGUCGCCCGAGGAGACGAGUUCUGCGCCGCCGAGCAGCCACAGCCAUAGCCCCCGUGUUCUGACGCGGCAUCAUCAUCAUGUGCAGGCAGAUGAGCCGCCGAGGUACGAGGAGCAGGGCCGCGAGCACAUUGACGAAAAGGCCCAGAGUCCGUACUCGGCCGGUGCAGACGGCAGAUUGCAUGGAGUAAACGGCCAUGAAGAGGAAGAGGACGGGUUUGCCGAUGCAGAGGAGGCGGUGGUCAAGCCGGUGGUGCUGCCCAAGGGUCCUCCGCCGGCGCUGCCUCCCCGACAGUCCGCCGAGACGAAGCCGGUGGACGCUGGUUUUGAAGAAUUGGAUUUGAACGAUUCAAAGCAUUAG
Beauveria bassiana ARSEF 2860 is the source of this 1572-nucleotide messenger RNA. Its product is annotated as DUF500 domain protein. The transcript is spliced from 2 exons. Gene Ontology annotation, molecular function: phosphatidylinositol binding. NCBI's taxonomy places the organism in Eukaryota, Fungi, Ascomycota, Sordariomycetes, Hypocreales, Cordycipitaceae. Bases 1 to 1572 code for a protein of 523 amino acids. The record is from RefSeq and is a predicted model, not a curated record.